AUGACGCUGCCCAAAGUUCUGCUGCGUAGUAUGCUUCCGCAGUUUCUUGCACCCAUCAUCCCUCGCUUGGUUCUCAUCGGAUUCCGCUACGCUCAGCCGGUUCUCAUCGGUACUGUCAUUCGUUCCAUCAGCAAGUCAUCCGAGGAAUCUCAAGAUGGAGGGUAUUUGGUUGUGUCGAUGGCUGUCUUCGUCUAUGUGGGUUUGGCUAUCGCGAGGACUGCCUACCAGCACAGUCUCAACCGCCUCAAGAUUAUGAUCAGGGGCGCUGUUGUUGGUCUCCUCAACAACAAGCAGCUCAAUCAUCAGUCUGCUGGCUACGACGAUGCAAGGGCGGUUACUUUGAUGAGUACAGACGCAGACAACGUGGUUCAGUCGGCUUCCAUGUUCCACGAGACGUGGGCGCAGAUCAUCGAGGUAAUUAUAGGCACUGUGAUGCUGGCUCGACGAGUGGGAUGGGUUUGCGCGGUUCCGUUUGUCAUGAUCUUUUUCUGCUCUCGAGUGAGUCGAUAUCUGGCAAAGAACCUCCAGAGCAAGCAAAAGGAUUGGUCCGUAGCUACUCAGAACCGAAUCGCCAUGACCACGUCUAUGCUUGGCUCGGUCAAGAGUCUGAAGAUGCUUGGGAUCGUAGACCAUACGGAAUCUCUGAUCCUCUCCUUACGCCUUUGGGAGCUAGAAAUGGCCAAGAAAGUCCGGUGGAUGAUGGUCGCUUAUAACGCAAGUGCAAACGCUCUCGGUAUCUUCGCCCCCAUUCUCACGCUCGUUCUGUACGUGAUCGUAGCGAGACUUAAUGGCUCCGCACUCGAUGUUGAGACCGCCUUCACAACUACGGCGCUACUCGGCUUGGUGACGCACCCUGCCAACAUGAUUAUGACCAUCGUGCCGCAAGCUGUGGGCUCGCUGGCGGCUUUUGAACGAAUUCAGCAAUAUCUCUCUGAGCCAUCCCGAGAGGACCAAAGACUUCUUUUCGAUAAAGCAGAAGAGAGCCUCGUCAACAUUUCGCCCGCCAUGUCUUUAGAAGACGUCACUAUCCAGGGACUCACUACAUCGAAACCUCCGAUCCUCGGCAAUCUCAACCUCGUCAUUGACAAGGGUUCUAUAGUUAUGUGCUCUGGUCCCGUUGGGUGCGGCAAAACGACGCUUGUCCGAGCCCUCUUGGGUGAGGUUCUCACAGCUUCUGGGACGAUAUCUGUGUCAACGAAGAGGAUCGGAUACUGCGAGCAGUCUCCUUGGCUGCCGAGCGGAACUCUCAAACAAGCAGUCUGCGGAUUUUCUCCCGAGGAGCCAAGCUGGUAUCAGGAGGUGAUUCAGCUAUGCUGUCUCGGUGAGGACCUCCUGGCACUUCCCGGCGGAGACAACACCGUGAUAGGAAGUCGAGGCUUGAACCUUUCUGGAGGACAACGGCAGCGAGUGUUCGCAGACAAGCUGAUUAUUCUCGGUGGUGGAGCUCUUGCGUAUCAGGGGACUUGGGAUGGUCUGAAGCAGCAUCCCAAGUACUCCUCAGUUGAAAUUGAUAUUGAGGGUUCGAAGAGCGACACGGUCGUGGAGCAGCCCCAAGUGAACAAGACCGUGCAGAGCCAGAAUUUGAAGAUGGCCGAGGCUGUUUCUGAUCUCAGCAGGGCAACGGGAGACAUCUCUCUUUAUGAAUACUAUUUCCGGGCUGUAGGCUUUCAGCAUAUCCUACUACUCCUCGCUUGCACCUCAACAUACUCUUUCUUCGUAACGUUCCCUCAGUACUGGUUGCAAAAGUGGACAGAGGCGCCAGUAUCCCAGACAACAUUCUAUAUUUGCGGCUACCUCAUCUCGUCUUUACUCGCAUGGAUCGCUACCAGCGGUACGAUGUGGUCAACCCAGAUCCUGAUUGCACCCUCUUCCGGCAUCGAACUGCACCGCCGCCUACUCUCAACUAUCAUUGGGUUCAGCCAGGAUAUACAACUGGUAGAUAAGCAGUUGCCGCCAGCCAUUAUGUCCAUAUCGAAUCAGGUCUUCAAGCUGCUCGUACAGGUGGUGCUGUUAUUCAGCGCACAAAAGCUGCUGGCUUUAUCGCUUCCCCUCUGCGCCGCGGUUGUGUAUCUCGUGCAACGGGUGUACUUACGCACCUCGCGACAAUUGCGUCUGCUAGAUCUCGAGUCCCAGUCGGCAGUCUACUCGAGCUUCCUCGAAUCGUUUGAGGGCGUCACGACCAUCCGAGCCUUUGGUUGGGAGAAACAAGCCGAGCACGCCAACGUGGUCUGUCUUGAUAAGUCGCAGAAGCCAGCCUACAUCCUCUUAUGUCUUCAACAGUGGCUGGGCAUCGUUUUGGAUCUCAUGGUUGCUGCGAUUGCCACCGGCCUCAUCACACUUGCAGUUUUUGUGAGGGGAACGACGACGGCCGGUCAGAUUGGUAUGGCGUUGAACAUUGUGUUGGUUGCGAACACGACGCUUCUCAGCCUCGUGACAUCUUGGACGAACAUGGAGAUUUCCCUAGGUGCCAUAUCUCGCCUGAAGACCUUGGAGGCUGAUACGCCGAAAGAGGAUCAGCCGCACGAGGACUUUGUGCCCACGGAGGCGUGGCCGCCAUCUGGAUCUGUUGCAUUUGACAAGGUCACCGUCUCAUACAACUCCGACGCAGUAGCUUUGCGGGACAUUACCUUGGAGGUCUCUCCAGGCCAACAGUUGAUCGUUUGCGGUCGAACGGGCAGCGGCAAAAGCACCUUGCUACUCACACUCCUACGUCUUCUCGAUACGGACGCUGGAAGCAUCAAGAUCGACGGGGUCGACCUACGUCUCGUGCCACGUUCUCUGAUUCGACAGAAGUGCUUCAUUACGGUUUCUCAAGACUCAUUCAUCCUGGGACAUGCCAGUCUCCGCUUCAAUCUCGAUGUGCGAUUCUCUGUCCAAAUUUCGUGA
Molecule: messenger RNA, 2886 nt
Organism: Colletotrichum fioriniae
Lineage: Eukaryota; Fungi; Ascomycota; Sordariomycetes; Glomerellales; Glomerellaceae
Source: RefSeq, a predicted model, not a curated record